AUGUUGAUUCAAUAUUUAAAAGCGAGUCUUGCGUGGAGAAGUAAAUGCUUCGGCAUCCUGAGAAUUCCGAAGUCCUGGAAUCUUGAACAGUUGAUACCCUUCAAUUUUUUUGAGCACGGAGUCACCGACAGGAUUAUGAUCGUCUACCAUAUUUGGCUCGUUUACACCGUUUUAACAAACCCCAGACGAACAGUGAUUGGCCUGAACGCCGAGAGCCGACAUCAAUGGGUCUUCUCUAUGAUGGCUGAUCCACUGAAGAAUGGUGUAUUAGCAGUCCAAACAAUUCGCAACAACAUAAUGGCAUCGACUCUUCUGGCCACAACUGCUAUCACUCUCAGUUCCAUAAUCAGCGUAUUUGUGAGCAGCACUUCAAACACAAACUCAAAUCAGUUAAUCUACGGCAAUAAAACAUCCCUUUUAUCUUCAGUCAAAACAGAACCUAUAAACUAUGUUGCUAGAAACUUGAAUCGUGGAAGCCUGUUUUGGUCUAUUGGAUUGAGAGCAUUUUACUUCUCCUUCCCUCUCUUCUUGUGGAUCUUUGGUCCUAUACCCAUGUUUGUGUGUUGCUGCAUCAUGUCGUUUGUGCUUUAUUUCUUGGAUACCACCACUAGUUUUACUAGAAACCUUCAUAGUUAUUCUAUUAGAGAGAAGACAGAACCCAAUGAAAAUGAGCAGCAUCUGGAAGCUUAA
Molecule: messenger RNA, 690 nt
Organism: Lactuca saligna
Lineage: Eukaryota; Viridiplantae; Streptophyta; Magnoliopsida; Asterales; Asteraceae
Source: the annotation of a GenBank genome assembly